AUCCACCGACAUGUCAAUCCUCGCCAAGACCGACUCCGAGGUCAGCAGUUUGACCCAAUCGUCGCCGGCGAGAUCCCCUCGACGGCCAGUGUACUACGUUCAGAGCCCAUCACGGGACUCCUCAAACGACGGAGAGAAGACCACGAAUUCAUUCCACUCGAGCCCACUGCAGAGCCCAUUGGGCUCCCCUCCCCGGUCCCACUCAAACUCAUCCCUGGGCCCACAUUCCCGCGAAUCUGCCUCCACUCGCUUCUCGGAAUCCCGCAAGAGCAACAACCGCAAGGGCCCGUGGAGGCCACGGAAAAAUCAGUUCGACGCUAUCGAGGAAGAGAACCUUCUCGACGCUGACGAUGCUGCACGACAACAUUGCUCCCAACGUCGCUGCUAUUUUCUUGCUUUUGUUGUUGGCUUCGCAUUGCUCUUCUCUGUUUUCUCUCUCAUUCUGUGGGGUGCAAGUCGUCCCCAAAAACCUCUCAUUUCCCUCAAGAGUAUAACGUUUGAUGAAUUUGUGAUUCAAGCGGGUGCGGAUUUGUCAGGAGUUGCGACCAGCAUGGUGUCCAUGAAUUCCACUGUGAAACUGACAUUUCGCAAUACUGCUACAUUUUUCGGGGUCCACGUCACCUCAACUCCCCUAGAUCUCAAUUAUUAUCAGCUUACUCUUGCCACUGGAACAUUGCCUAAGUUUUAUCAAUCAAGAAAAAGUCAGAGAUCCGUGAGAGUGACCGUGAAAGGGAGUCAUAUACCAUUGUACGGAGGGGGAGCUAGCCUGAGCAGCAUGAAUGGUGCACCGGUUGAGCCGGUUGCCAUGACAUUGAGCUUGAUGGUGCGGUCAAGGGCUUAUGUUUUGGGCAAAUUGGUGAAGCCCAAGUUCUACAAGAAGAUUGAGUGCUCCGUGGUUUUGGAUCCGAAAAAGAUGGGCGUGCCCAUUUCGCUCAUGAAAAGUUGCACUUACCAAUAA
This is a messenger RNA of Gastrolobium bilobum, 958 nucleotides long. RefSeq lists its product as uncharacterized. The record is from RefSeq and is a predicted model, not a curated record. NCBI's taxonomy places the organism in Eukaryota, Viridiplantae, Streptophyta, Magnoliopsida, Fabales, Fabaceae. Bases 11 to 958 code for a protein of 315 amino acids. The transcript is spliced from 3 exons.